This is a messenger RNA of Cuscuta epithymum, 1836 nucleotides long. The record is from the annotation of a GenBank genome assembly. Lineage: Eukaryota; Viridiplantae; Streptophyta; Magnoliopsida; Solanales; Convolvulaceae.
CACACAUACAAUGUACUACGUACGAAGUAUACUACACGCCGGACUCAAAGCUUACCGGAAAAAAAAAACGGAUCAAGAGGAUAAAUGUGGAAGAUGUUCUGAGACAGUAUUUAUACUACUUCGAGCCAGAGCCCAGAAGCACUUGUCAAACCUCGACCCGCGACAUAUAUAUAUACAUAUACGUGUAUAUAUAUAUAUAUACUACAUAUAUAUAUAUGCAAAUUUUUGACCCUUCGUUUUAGCCAGAACCGAGCCUUGAAAACACUUCUGAAACCUCCCCUUCGUGAGAGGAAUCCAACGGUGAAACAAUCAUAGAAAACAGUCGUGAAACGAGAGAGAUAUCACUUGCCGGAGUUCGCCGGACUUACCGCAACGACGGAAAACGGCAAAGAAGAAGGUGCCGCCGCCGCUGCCAGUCCAUCACUGACCUUCGCCGUCCCAGAGGGAGUGCACCGCCGAGCUUCGCCGUCCCAGAGGGAGUGCACCGCCCCCACUGUUUUCUGCCACGAAUGCUCGACGAAGAAGACGACUCGUGAUUAUUAGAGACAAGGAUAGAGAAGAAGAACUAGGAGCAUCAGGAAUAAAGCAAGGUGAUGAUGCUUAUGUGGACUGAUGAUUGUAUGACCACGAGAGCGGUUUAGAGUUGCCUUAGAAAAAUAUAGUCAAGAAUAAACAUUUAUUUACAAGUACAUUAGUUUUUAUUGUUUUAUUUUGGUUUGCCUGUGCAUCCGGUUAAGAGAUGACCGGAUGUGGCGGUAACACCCAUUUCCCAAUUAAUGUUAUUUCCGCUGCAAAACUUUUUAUCUGUUUUAAUAAAUCAAUUUUAUUAUCAAUAAAUCUAUUAUUUCAAGUAUUAUUUUGGGAGGGAAAAUGGGGGUGUUACACUGAAGAUCUGUGGUCUUAACCAUCUACGAGGACAAAACAAGGGCGGACAACUAUUUCUACUCAGUCAUCACUAUAUGGGACAACAGAGAGAAGUCUGGCAACACGAACUUCAAACUGCCAAAGACCCAGUCUGGGCUAUUCUCAACGUGGGUGAAACAAACUCCCAAGACAUCAAACUCUCUGUCUACCAUCUACAACGGUCUGACGGAACAGAAUUCACGUGCAAGGAAAAUGAUCUCUAUAUGCUAAAAAUGGAUGACAUAUAUCAGAUGUAUCUUGCAUUUCAAGAAAUUCCGGGCACUCGUGACACAACUACACAGAAUGGGCUGGAUGCACUCAAGCGCUUUAUGCUCAGACAAAUCAAAUUCUUUGCCUCUCAUGAUCUUCAGAUGGCGCUUGAAACAAACAUGCCAAAGACAAAUCUCACAAAGCCAAAGCUGUAUGGACAAGAACUUGAGGACUUCCCUGAGUAUUACAUUUUUGAUAGACCAAUCACGCUUAUCUAUCUAAAUCAUAAUGGUGAGAAACGUAUGCUAUUCAUUGAUGAAAUCAACAAGUACUGUGACGGAACCCUGAAGAUUGUGAAAGAAAAGCUGCAACCGAUCAGAGAAGCAUUCAAAGAAAGACAACAACAGUAUGCAGAUGCGACAGAUGCCGAAUUAAAGGAAGCACACAUAAUAGACAAAAUUCUACAGGCUAUCCAGAAACAACUUGAUAAAAGAAACUCACUCAGAAACUAUGAGCACGCACUUAAUCUCAGAAAGAACUAUUACAAAGCUCAGAAGUGAAGAAACCCAGCAAGACGGCACUUGACCACAAAGGGGGAGAUUGUUAGAACUUUUAUUGUGGGUCAAGUUUGUCUGUAAUGUCUUGUUUAAAUAAAGUAGACUAGUUAUACCAUUUAUGGUAUUAGAUUAGUAUUUAUUAUGUAGCAAAUAAGGUAAAGGGAAU